Messenger RNA from Drosophila busckii, 2078 nucleotides. It is a transcript of the gene cDIP, whose product is annotated as leucine-rich repeat-containing protein 15. Gene Ontology annotation, molecular function: protein binding. The record is from RefSeq and is a predicted model, not a curated record. The transcript is spliced from 2 exons. Lineage: Eukaryota; Metazoa; Arthropoda; Insecta; Diptera; Drosophilidae. The coding region runs from base 90 to 1844 and encodes 584 amino acids.
UUUUUGUAAAGCUGCUGAGGCUUAUCGAUGAUCGCAGCAUUAUUUUGUUAGUUGUCAGUGAAACGUGAAAGCAAUAACACGCAUACGCCAUGAGAGCCAGCGGGCAAGUAAGACUAACGUUGAUUAUAGGCUUGAUAUUUAUAUUAAGCCAAGCGCAAGCUAUGGAGGCAUCAGAUGAGGUGGAUUACGUUGCCUUGGAGACAACAACAGAGCAAGAGACAGAGACAGAGACAGAGCCAGAGCCAGAGAGUGAAGAGACAACAACAACAACUGAGCGCAACUUUAAGCUUAAUAUACGCACGUUAGAUGACAAUUGCCAAUGGCAAGUGGACAGCAGUUGGCUAUGCACAGAUUUUAACUUUGAUCAAGCUGAUCAGGUGGCAUUCUUUGAGCCACGCACUGAGGUGCAUAUAAUGCCAGAUAUGGCGACCUAUGAACUGCGGGAAAAGCGUCGAGUGCGCGCAUUGAUAAUGAAAAAUUCAACAUUUCGAAAUAUGCCGCUGCAUUUGUUUUCAGCGCUGCCGCAGCUGCAAGAGCUGGACAUGCGUCAAUGCCAGUUGCAACAUGUGACUUGGGAUUGUUUUCUAGCUGCAGAGCAGCUUCAAAUAUUGCUGCUCUCAAACAAUCAACUAACGCAGCUUGAGGAGCGCAACUUUGGCUAUGCUAACAACUUGGAAUAUUUAUUUCUAAGCGACAAUAAGCUGCAGCAGCUGCAUAGAGAUGCAUUCAAGGGCUUGAGCAAGUUGCGUCACUUGGAUUUGAGCACCAAUGAGCUGCAACAUUUGCCCGCUGGCCUAUUCGAUGAGCUGCAGCAGCUGCAGCAAUUGUCGCUGCAUGAGAAUCGCUUGCAGUAUCUUAGCAGCGAGCUUUUGUCACACAACACACAACUGCAUACAAUUAUACUCCAUACAAAUUAUCUAAGCGAGCUAGCCGAACAAGCUUUCAGCUUUCAGUCGCGUCUGCUGCUGCUCGAUCUUUCGAAUAAUGCACCAUUGGAGCUGCUGCUGCUGCAGCUCAACUCGAGCCACUUGCACGCUCGCAAUUGUUCGCUCUAUCGUGUUAACAUAUUUGGCAGCAUCACCAAUGUCGAUCUGAGAUCGAAUCGCUUGCAGGAAUUAUACUUUAGCAGCUCCGAGACUUUGGAGCAUUUGGUGCUGCGCAACAAUUCGCUGGCGCAGCUUGUGACGCUCACGCGUGUUCAGCGUCUGCGUUCGCUUGAAGUUGCGGACAAUCCGCAGCUACGUGGACUGCCGAGCGAUUGGCAGACGCCGCAGCUGGAGCGACUGGACUUGAGCAAUACGGGACUGCAGCAGUUGCCGCUAGAGACGCUGCGUGGCAUGCCACAUUUGCGUAAAUUGAAUGUCUCAGCGAAUAAUAUAAGCGAAAUCGAUAUACAGUCCCUUAGUUUGCUCACUCAGCUCACCCACUUCUAUAUACAUGCCAACAAUUGGAACUGUUAUAAUCUAAAGCACGUUAUGCGGAUGCUUAUACUGGCCCAUGGCAUUACCUAUACGGCAGAUAAGUUUGAUAAUGAGUUUCCUGGCGAGUAUAUUAACGGCAUUGCCUGCAUGUAUCGCCUGGAGCAGCAAUCAGAACCGGAACAGCUCCAAAUUGUUGCAGACUCCAGUGCAAAUAAACUUAGAUAUGCGCAAUACAAUCAAGUAAAUGCACAGGCUGAGCCCUCGGCCAUUGAUCAAGUGCGACAGGAGCUCAAGGCUGUGGUGCAGCAUUUGGAGGCGAAGCUGGAUGGAGUCUAUGCCCAGUUGAUACAACUGAAUGCCAAAAUGCAAUCGCUGGAGCGUUUAAACAGCUCGCUAUGGAAUCAGGUGACCAUAACGGUCUGAACAGUCAGCAGCGCUGCUUCAAAUAAAUAUUUAAUAUUAAAUUAUGUAAUAAACAUUGGCAUUUAGCUAUGUUCAAAUGCAAGUUUCAUGUCUGUUUGCUAUACAAAGUAAAAAUAGCUAAAAGUUGGCUAUAGCUAAGAAUGGGGAAAUUUAAAUCGAUAGCAACUGAACUAGCGAUAACAAUAUUUAGAGAUGGCGAAAGUAAACUAAAAUAAAUAAUAUUGCGUUAAAAGA